This is a messenger RNA of Vitrella brassicaformis, 536 nucleotides long. Lineage: Eukaryota; Vitrellaceae. The record is from the annotation of a GenBank genome assembly.
AUGGAUGCACCGAGUGGUCUUGAAUCGCUCACAGCCGAACAGAAGGCGCAGGUGACUGAAUGUGGGGCAUCGCCUUGUCCAUGAAUGAUUGGCGCUGGCGUUCCUUUCUUUCUUUCUUUCUUUCUUUCUUUCUUUCAGGCCAUGAUGCAGCUUGAAACUCUGGUGCAGGGGCAGAAGGUCGUCAUGAAGGUGUGUGUACACACGCAUUGUGUGUGUGGAUCAAUCUGCUUGUCAUCGUCUGUUCUUCCACCUUCGACCAUCGACCGGUCUUCCUUUCUGUUUUUGACGUCGUGUGCAGAUCUUGGGCAAGUGCUUUUCAAAGUGUGUGGAUUCACCCGGCAACGAGCUGAACAUGCGGCAGCAGCAGUGCAUCUACUCGUGCACACACAUGAUGUUCGAAACGGAACAGUAUAUUAACAGGUCAGCCACUCGGACAGACACACCCAGAUGGCUUUCCGUUGUUCGCAUCUCUGCUCUUAUCGCUCCGCAGGCGUCUUGAUGGGCUUGCGAAGGCGCAGCAGCAGCAGCAGGGAUAG